Messenger RNA from Nerophis ophidion (straightnose pipefish), 1841 nucleotides. It is a transcript of the gene plaub, whose product is annotated as plasminogen activator, urokinase b. The transcript has 11 exons. Gene Ontology annotation, molecular function: serine-type endopeptidase activity. Gene Ontology annotation, biological process: plasminogen activation; regulation of cell adhesion mediated by integrin. The record is from RefSeq and is a predicted model, not a curated record. Lineage: Eukaryota; Metazoa; Chordata; Actinopteri; Syngnathiformes; Syngnathidae. Bases 65 to 1405 code for a protein of 446 amino acids.
CUCAGUCCACAUCUGGCUCCUCCUACGAGACUCCGCCCACAUCUUUACAUGCUGCGAGGACGCCAUGACGAGCAGGAGCGUUUUCAUCCUGGCGUUGGCGGCGCUGUCAGCAGGUGGCGCUGGCUCGCCGAGGGAAGACAGAAGGCGGCGUGCGGUUCUGUCGUCGUCGUGGAGCUCAGCAGGGUUCUGUCACAACGGAGGAACGUCGGUCCCGAGCCUGACGACGGGCCAGCACAUGUUCUGCUUGUGCGCUGAAGGUUUUGAAGGAACCUUCUGUGAAACAGUCACCGGCGCCGACUGCUACAAGGGCGUCGGACUCUAUUACCGAGGAUUUCGGUCCACUUCGGAGAGUGGCCGGACGUGUGAGGACUGGGACUCUGAGUCCAGGGAACGCUUCCUGACCUUGGAUGUCAAAGCCGGCAGACACAACUACUGCAGGAAUCUGCACUUCAAGCGGCAGCCAUGGUGUUACGUGUGGAAAGACCAGCAGCUGCUCUGGGAAUACUGUGACAUUCCUCGAUGUGGCGACGGAUGGGUCAAUCCUGCGACUCCACCCCCCAAGUCCACCGAGGCCCCUGUGAAAGCAGAGUGGGUGUGCGGCCAGCGUUCCCGAAGAAAGCAGAUGAAAAUUGUGGGCGGGGCUGUGGCCUCGGUGGAGUCGCACCCGUGGGUGGCAGCCAUCUUCUGGCGCAGCAAAUCCAAAGAGAAGGUGUUUCGUUGCGGGGGGAGUUUGAUCUCCAGCUGCUGGGUCCUCACUGCCGCUCACUGCUUCCCUGACGGCUCUCAGAAUAGACAGAACCGCUUCCGGGUCAUUCUGGGCAAGAGCUCCCUGAACCAGAGUGACCGGGCCCUGGAACAAACCUUCAGGGUGGAGAAGAUCAUCACACACACCGACUUCGACAACCAGGAGGGGAACUACGACAAUGAUUUGGCGCUCAUCCAGCUCAAGUCCAAGAGAGGUGGUUGUGCGCGGCAGAGUCCCGGCGUCAGGUCCGUCUGCCUUCCUCCGCCGGGACAGAAUCUUCCGCCGGGUUUGGUCUGCGAGAUCGCCGGCUUCGGCAAGGAGAAGCACGGCUUGUGGUACCACUCCCAGAACCUGCGCUCGGCCCAAGUGGAGCUGCUGGCCGACAGCGUGUGUCGUCAAGAUGAUCACUAUGGCAACAAGAUCAGCGACAACAUGUUGUGUGCGGCUCGGCCCGACUGGAGCCAGGACGCCUGCGAGGGGGACUCGGGGGGACCGCUGGCGUGCCAAGUGGACCGCCGCUUCUUCCUCUUCGGAGUCAUCAGUUGGGGCGAAGGAUGCGCCAAGGAGUUGCGUCCUGGCGUCUACACCCGGGUCAGCAACUACAAGCGCUGGAUCCAGGACCACACUCGCCAUACUGGAGACCUCCUCGCCGCUCACUAGUCGGCUUCCUCAUGCAUCGCCAUGGCAACCACCAAAUAUUCACACAUUCAUUCAUACAUAUAUAUAUAUACAUUCUCAUACAUAUAUACAUAUAGCUAUACAUUCAUACCUGUAUAUAUUCAUACAUUCGCAUAUCAAUACAUUUGUAAAUUAAUACAUUCAUAAAUUCAUGUAUCCAUACAUUCAUAUAUUCAUACAUUCAUAUAUUCAUAUUUCCAUACAUCAAUACCUUCAUACAUUCAUAUACAAAUACAUUCACAUAUUCAUACAUUCAUACAUCAAUACAGUAUUCCUAGAUUCAUAUGUACAUACAUUCAUAUAUACACACAUAUAUUCACACAGUCAUAUGUUCAUACAUUCGUAAAUGAAUACAUUCAUCCUCUGCUUGGUUUUGUGGGUUCUGUCUUUGAGGUCCAAUAAAGAGGAUUUUUCUUCA